Messenger RNA from Cyphellophora attinorum, 828 nucleotides. Its product is annotated as 3-oxoacyl-[acyl-carrier-protein] FabG. The coding region runs from base 1 to 828 and encodes 275 amino acids. Gene Ontology annotation, molecular function: oxidoreductase activity, acting on the CH-OH group of donors, NAD or NADP as acceptor. The record is from RefSeq and is a predicted model, not a curated record. The transcript has a single exon. NCBI's taxonomy places the organism in Eukaryota, Fungi, Ascomycota, Eurotiomycetes, Chaetothyriales, Cyphellophoraceae.
AUGGAGGCUUUUGCCACGUAUCCAGACCUUGAGGGCAAGGUGGUGGUCGUCAUGGGCAUCGGUCAGUCAGGCCCAACUGAUGUCGAGACAUGGGGAAACGGCGCGGCAAUUGCUCUUGGAUUCACUCACAACAAGGCCACAGUAUUUGGCUGUGAUAUCAGUAUCGCGGCGGCCGAGUUCACGGCAAGAAGACUGAGAGAAAGAGGCGGAGCGUGCGAUGUCAUGGCCGCCGAUGUGACGAAGCUGGCGGAUGUCCAGACUGUCAUCGACUCAGUCAUGGAGAAAUACGACCGCAUCGACAUUCUGGUCAACAAUGUUGGCAUGACAAUAUCUGGGGACCCCGCGACACUGGAAGAGGCAGUGUGGGACAAGCAGAUUGAUAUCAACCUAAAAAGCGUGUAUCUCGCAUGCCAUGUGGUCCUACCAAUAAUGCAGAAGCAAGGAUUCGGCUCUAUCAUCAACAAUGCCAGCAUUGCAGGCAUCCGCUACCUUGGAAAACCUCAGGUGGCAUACAACGCAGCAAAAGCCGCAGUCAUACAAUUCACCAAAGCCACAGCCUGUAUAUAUGCUCCGAUAGGGAUCAGGAUGAAUGCUGUGGCCCCAGGACUUAUGCAUGUUCCUUUGGUCGAGACUUUGGCGCGAAGUGAAGACCCUGGGCAGCAGGCGGCCUACAGAAAGAUUGUUGAAAACAAUGUACCAAUGGGACACAUGGGUGAUGCGGUUGAUGUGGCUAAUGGGGUUGUGUUCUUGUCGAGUGCCUCGGCGAGGUACAUCACUGGGCAUACGCUCGUCAUUGACGGAGGCUUGACGUGUAGCACAGGAACCUAG